AUGGCCACCGACGCCAAGUUCACCGACCAGAAUGCCCCGGUCACCAACACCAAGACCCGCGCCAGCUCUGACGAGGAGCAUGUGCGUGGCUCCAACGACGAGUCGUCGGUCAUCGAUGCCCAGACCUACGCCUACUCCGAGGACCGAAAGAUUGGUGUCACCGGUGCAGUGUUUCUGAUCCUCAACAAGAUGAUCGGAACUGGAAUCUUCUCCACUCCGUCCAGCGUCUUCGCGGCCACAGGUUCCGUCGGUGUCGCCUUUAUCCUCUGGCUCGUCGGUGGAAUCCUCACCUUCUGCGGUCUGAGCGUCUUCCUCGAGUUCGGUCUCGCCAUCCCCCGCUCCGGCGGUGAGAAGAACUACCUGGAGCGCGUCUACCGCAAGCCAAAGUACCUCGCAACCUGCGUCCUCGCCUCCCAGAUGAUCCUGCUCGGUUUCUCCUCCGGAAACGCUCUCGCCUUCGGACGGUACAUUCUCUACGCCUCUGGCUGGUCCACGGUUGAUGGAUGGCCGGCUCGUGGUCUCGCCAUCGUCUGUGUCACCUUCUCCGUCGUCCUCCACGCCACCCUUCCCAAGUGGGGUGUUCGUCUCUUCAACGUGCUUGGUGUCUUCAAGGUCGGCGUCGUGCUCUUCAUCAUCUUCGCCGGUUUCGCCGCUCUCGCCGGCCGCCGACUGGUCCCAGACCCCCACAACUUCGACAACUCCUUCGCCAUCGAGGUCGGAGACGGCUACGGCGGCGGUGGCGUCUACGCCUACUCCAACGCCCUGCUCAACAUCAUCUACAGUUACAAGGGAUGGGAGAACGCAAACUACGUCGUCUCCGAGCUCAAGAACCCGCGCAAGACCCUCGCCAUCGCCGCGCCCCUCGCCAUCGGCGGCGUCACCAUCCUCUACCUCCUCGCCAAUGUUGCCUACUUCGCCGCCAUCCCCAAGUCCGACCUGGCCAAGUCCGAGGUUCUCGUUGCCGCCCUCUUCUUCAAGAAUGUGUUUGGUGACAGCGCCGCCGCUCGUAGCUUGCCCGUCUUUGUCUGCCUGAGUAACUUGGGCAAUGUGUUGGCUGUCAGCUUUGCGCAUGCUCGUCUGAACCAGGAGCUUGCCAAGGAGGGUAUGCUGCCUUGGAGCCGAUUCUGGGCUUCCAACAAGCCCUUCAACGCCCCUGCUGCGUCUCUCUUUAUCCACUGGCUGAUUACCGUCAUUAUCCUGGUUGCUCCUCCUGCUGGCCCAGCUUACAGCUUCAUCGUCAACCUGUACACCUACCCCGGUGCCUGGAUCAACGCCUUUGUGGGCGCCGGUCUCGUCUACCUCCAGUGGAACAAGGCGGAGAACUGGACUUCUCCAUGGCACACCUACCUCCCCAUCUCGAUCCUCUGGUUCCUCUCCAACGUCUUCCUCGUGAUUGUUCCCUUCAUCCCCCCUGUCGGCGACUGGAACGCAGACGGUUACCCAUACUACAUCUUCCCCGUCGUCGGUGUCUUGGUUCUCGUCCUCGGUGGCAUCUACUGGGUCUUCUGGACCAUCAUCCUCCCCCGCAUCGGUGGCUACCAGGUUGUUGCUGAGCGCACGUUCGACGAGGAUGGCGUCGAAGUUGUCAGGUACCGCAAGGUCAAGCUGGCCUAA
Messenger RNA from Clonostachys byssicola, 1614 nucleotides. The record is from the annotation of a GenBank genome assembly. Lineage: Eukaryota; Fungi; Ascomycota; Sordariomycetes; Hypocreales; Bionectriaceae.